Messenger RNA from Notothenia coriiceps (black rockcod), 789 nucleotides. Its product is annotated as potassium voltage-gated channel subfamily KQT member 2-like. Gene Ontology annotation, molecular function: voltage-gated potassium channel activity. The transcript is spliced from 3 exons. The coding region runs from base 240 to 536 and encodes 98 amino acids. The record is from RefSeq and is a predicted model, not a curated record. Gene Ontology annotation, cellular component: membrane; voltage-gated potassium channel complex. NCBI's taxonomy places the organism in Eukaryota, Metazoa, Chordata, Actinopteri, Perciformes, Nototheniidae. Gene Ontology annotation, biological process: potassium ion transmembrane transport.
UUGUAUUGUAUCUGAUCCAUACCUCAUGUGACGUCAUUUCCCUUCCUGUUUGUGGGGGAGUCGGUGAGGAGAGAAGCUGCUGAUCUCAGAUCUGUGUUUCUCUCUCUGCGGGUGUUUCUCUCCUCCAUCUCUCCUCCGUCUCUCCUCCAUCCCUCCCCCGUCUCUCCUCUCCUGCUGGCCGGCCUCGGUGCUCUCUGCUCGGCUGGCGGCAGCCCGGAGGGUCGGUGUCUCGCUCCGUCAUGGUGCAGAAGUCCCGGAACGGCGGGGUGUUCCCCGGAGCUCAGGCCGACCAGAAGAAGCUGAAGGUCGGUUUCGUGGGGCUGGAAUCCGGGGGGACCGAGUCCAGGGACGGAGCUCUGCUGAUAGCCGGUGUGGAGGAGGGCCCUCGGCGGCAGCGCAGCAGUGUGUCGGGGGGGAAGAAACCUCCAAAGAGAAACGCUCUGUAUCGCCGUCUGCAGAACUUCCUCUACAAUGUUCUGGAGAGGCCGAGAGGAUGGGCCUUCAUCUACCACGCAUACGUGUUCCUGCUGGUUUAAUGUCUGUUCUCUGGGUUCCUGAUGGUUUAAUGUCUGUUCUCUGAUGGUUCCUGCUGGUUUAAUGUCUGUUCUCUGAUGGUUCCUGAUGGUUUAAUGUCUGUUCUCUGAGGUUCCUGAUGGUUUAAUGUCUGUUCUCUGAUGGUUCCUGCUGGUUUAAUGUCUGUUCUCUGAUGGUUCCUGAUGGUUUAAUGUCUGUUCUCUGAUGGUUCCUGAUGGUUUAAUGUCUGUUCUCUGAGGUUCCUGAUGGUUUAAU